Messenger RNA from Cydia fagiglandana, 540 nucleotides. RefSeq lists its product as uncharacterized. The transcript has 2 exons. Lineage: Eukaryota; Metazoa; Arthropoda; Insecta; Lepidoptera; Tortricidae. Bases 1 to 540 code for a protein of 179 amino acids. The record is from RefSeq and is a predicted model, not a curated record.
AUGGAGAAUCGGGAGGAUGGGGAGAAUCGGGGAAAUCGGGAGUAUUGGGAGAAUCGGAGUAGAAGGAGCAGAAGGCGGUCCGGGAGAAGACGUGAAGUCUACCCAGAUUCCAACACUUUAUUCGGCAAUAAGUGUCUGAUCACUACUGCACUGGUCUUUGCGUUUAUCAUGCUUCACUACAACUGUAGGAACUGCUACGCGAAACGAGAGCUGAUGAAGAUUACGAGCAGUGUCGAGGAUAUAGCGAAACAUAUAAAAACUAUUCAAAGAGACUACCAGCAUAUAGAAAACAGACUUGCGUUAUAUUCCCAAGAAAUACCAAAGCUGGAGGAGCAGGUGUCAUCAUUGGAGUCAUUGGCUGAAGCAAUAAACAUCCACAGAUUCGGUUGGAACCCUUGGGUGCACGCUGCGUUACCAUACGUUGACGUGAACUUGAAUCCUUUCAACUGUACUCUCAUUCCAACUAAAAAUUCAACUAAAAUUAAUAAAUGCUAUCGGAAUCUCAAAAAUAAUAGUACGAAAGUAAUGUGCACUUUUUGA